Syngnathus acus (greater pipefish) is the source of this 2351-nucleotide messenger RNA. It is a transcript of the gene orc3, whose product is annotated as origin recognition complex, subunit 3. NCBI's taxonomy places the organism in Eukaryota, Metazoa, Chordata, Actinopteri, Syngnathiformes, Syngnathidae. Bases 108 to 2258 code for a protein of 716 amino acids. Gene Ontology annotation, cellular component: nuclear origin of replication recognition complex; nuclear pre-replicative complex; DNA replication preinitiation complex. Gene Ontology annotation, molecular function: DNA replication origin binding. Gene Ontology annotation, biological process: DNA replication initiation; DNA replication. The transcript has 20 exons. The record is from RefSeq and is a predicted model, not a curated record.
ACAACCUUUUCCGGUAACGUCACGCUGGCGGGAAGUAGCAGACUUGUGGCACUUUCACUACGGUAGUUCAUUGAUGAAACAACUUGCUCAAAAACACAAAUACUAAAAUGUCCACGUCGUCAGUAUCAACGGGUUGUUUUGUUUUCAAGCCAAGCACGAAGAAGAAAAAAACCAAAUCCCUCGGUUUAGACGAGUAUUUCUCUCUUGGCUGCGAAGGCGUUGACACCAAUGAUGUACGAUUCGGACUUUUUCAUGCUCUAUGGAACAAGAUUAAAAGGGAAACGGAGCUUUUGCAGGAUGAACUCAACAGGAAAGUCCUGGACAGCUUGCUGGACUUCAUCAGCAAGUCCUCUUCUACUCGUCAACGCAGCAACUGGGCAUCUCAAAUGAGGGCCAGCGAGAUUCCCACGGCAGCGCUGAUGCUUGGAGUGAACAUGCCAGACCAUGACAUGACAUUCCAGAGCUUGUCUGAGCUCCUCCAGCAGUACGUCACUCCUCAUGUGGCAUCUGUCCAGGCCAAAGAAUGUGCAGCUUUGAAGCACUUAAUGAAGAGGGUCUUGGAGAGGUUGAUGGAUACAGUGGUGGCUGAAGAGGAUGAUGACGAAGAAGAGGAGGAAGAGGAGAGCAGGACUCCUGUCCACAAGGGCUGGCAUUGUUCCCUGAGUAUGCUCUGUGAAUGGUACAACACACAAACAAAGCACAAAUCCAGCACUCCUGGAAAAAAGCGCAGUUCUCCAAGUAAAGACCAGCAUCCCCCCAUUGUGAUUAUUUUUAAAGAUUUAGAGGCCUUCAACCCAAAAGUUCUUCAGGACUUCAUUCUCAUCUGCAGUCGAUACAUCGAGCGUCUUCCCCUCAUGUUCAUCUUCGGCAUCGCCACGUCUCCGAGCACCAUCCAGCACAUGUUGCCCCACUCAGUGUCAUCGCUGCUAUGUAUCGAGCUCUUCCAGUCGCUGUCAUGCACUCAACACCUGGCCACCGUCCUUGACAAGUUAAUCCUCACAUCCAAGUUCCCUUUUAAGCUGACUGGCAAAGUCAUGCAAGUGCUGAUCGGCCUCUUCCUCUACCAUGACUUCUCUGUGCGAAAUUUCAUCAAGGGUGUGCAGCUGGCCCUACUGGAGCACUUCCACUCGCAGCCUCUCAGCGUGCUGUGCUGCAAGAAGAAGCAAGCACUUAGGAACGUAACACAGCUCAGCCACGAGGACCUGGAGAUGAUUAGGCAGCUGCCUUCAUUCACCAGGUAUGUUAACAAGCAGGAAUCCCAAGAGCUAGUUCAACUGUUAAAAGAUGAUGCUCACUUAAAGAAAAUGUGCCGCAAGCUGAUAAAGGACCUUCAUAAAUACCACAAGAAUUAUUAUCCCACACUGAGGUGUCUUCACGCUUUGACCUCAUCGCUGCCUCGCUACCCCCUUGGAAAACAGAUCCGGGAACUCCAUUUAAUUUGCCUGGAGAAGUGUGUUUGGGAGACGGAGGAUUACCAGUCAGCCUUGAAGCUGCUUAAAAUGAUGGCCAAGGACGAGCUGAUGGCUUUGCUUCAAAGAUGCACAGAAGCAUUGCAGCCCAGCAACUCAAAGAUGAUGAAGAGCGCCCUUGUCGAGUUGGAAGACAUGCUCAGCAAAUUUAGGCAGUUGGAUGAAGCCAGUGAGGUGGUCCAAUAUGACGAGAGCGCUCCUGUGAAGAACCUUCAGAAAAAGACGGACCUGUACCAGCUGCAGCAGGCUCUUCUGGAGAUGAACAAGUCUAGAAGGUCCAAGAGAGAGAGUCCCUACGGGAUCCUGCGAAGUCAAGUCCUUGAGUUUAUCGACAACCUCGUAAAGAAUCACCUGCCUCCUCCUGAGUCUCAGACGCUGAAUGAAGUGUGCUACUACAGCUCCUCGUCCAAUGUGAGACGCCACCUCAACGCCACACCUCGCACAUCCAUUCAGGCCGCACUCAGCAGCCCUUACUACUAUCUUCUGAAUGAGAACCUAAAAACAGACGAUGGGAGCGUCUCCAAUGCGGCGCCUGACAUCUGCAUCGUGUACAAGCUGCACCUGGAGUGCGGCCGCCUCAUAAACCUCUAUGACUGGCUGCAAGCCUACUCAACUGUGGUGUCUGCAGCGGAGGGGAACGAUCCAGAGUCAGACAACUUUGGAAAAGUGGAUGACCUCAAACACGCUCGGUUUAUCAGGGCAGUUUCGGAGCUGGAAUUUUUAGGCUUUAUCAAGUCCACCAAGCAGAAGACGGACCACGUGGCCAGACUGACUUGGGGAGGUUGCUGAUCCACAUUGGUCCAAAAACAAAAGAAAUUCAUUUGGAAUGUAAUGAAAUGAUUUGUAGUUGUCUCAUCAAUUAAAGUUUUUUAGUGCCUGACA